Molecule: messenger RNA, 2637 nt
Organism: Puccinia triticina
Lineage: Eukaryota; Fungi; Basidiomycota; Pucciniomycetes; Pucciniales; Pucciniaceae
Exons: 7
Coding region: 1-2637 (878 amino acids)
Biological process (GO): protein phosphorylation; tRNA export from nucleus
Cellular component (GO): cytoplasm
Molecular function (GO): protein kinase activity; ATP binding
Source: RefSeq, a predicted model, not a curated record
AUGUCCUGGCUAUCCGUCAUCGGUGGGGCCGCGACCUCCUUACUCUCCAAGGGAGGAGGGAUACCCAACCUACCCGGAUUCGGACUGGGAAACAAGGAGAGCAGCUCGGAAGGACAGUCGAUUUGGACGCACUACGAAGGAGUCAAGAGGGAGGAUAACUCGAGCGUAUCCAUCUUCGUCUUCGACACCGCGAACACUAACCAACUCAACUCCAACCCUUUCAUUGGCUCCAAAGAUCGGAAAUUGCUCCUCGGAUUCGCUAAAAACUCGCUCAAAAAAUUGAGGUCCCUGAGACAUCCGGAUAUCUUGAAAUUUAUCGAUGGCACUGAGACCGACUCUGCCGUUUACAUCAUCACCGAGAAAGUUUCUAGUCUUUCGGCCAAACUUGACCAGCUCAAGAUGACCAGCCAGACUGAAGUCGAAUGGAAAAUAUGGGGCCUCAGUCGGAUUGUGUCAGCCUUGAAAUUCUUGAACGGCCCCGGUACAUCCACCCAUGGCAACCUCAGACUCACUUCAGUCUUUAUCACUCAAUCCGGGGAAUGGAAGUUAUCUGGGUUCGAGGUCUUGAGUAGUCCGAAAGACCCCCAACCAAUCCUAUACACUCUUGGCGGUCUGUUCCCAGAAUCAGCCAGGUACGCCAGUCCGGAGUUAAUGAAGACAGGUUACGAAGUGUUGAAAGAACUAGAUCCGUCAUGUUUAGACUCAUACCAACUCUAUCUAUUGAUCCAGACCCUAUUCAACAAUCUACCUCCGAGUCCCGAUGUGAGUUCCCAACAACGAGGGAGCAUCCCGCCGGCGCUAUUCUCGGCGGCCCGUCGCUUAGCAUCCGCGAAUCCCAAGGGCAGGUUGAAGGCUGAAGCCUUCUGGGAGAUAGGCUUUGGCAGUGGCGAGGGUGGGGGCGGGGUCGCCGGCGCGUUCUUCAGGGAAAAUCGCUUGAUCAAGGUGUGCAACGGUCUCGAAGGCUUCUCGCUGGCUAGUCAGGGCGAACGAGCUUCCUUGGUCAAGUCCAUCAAAGACUCUGCCGAAUCUCUGCCGCCAGAAUUCCUCAAAUUCAGAGUCUUACCUUCUCUUGUCCAAUCUUUCGAUCACGGUGCAGAUGGCCCAACACUUCUACCGCUCGCAAUUUCUAUCUCUUCUUCACUAUCACCAGCCGAAUUUUCGACGAUCGUCCUCCAAUCCUUGAUCAAGAUUUUCGCCAGUCCCGACCGGGCAAUCAGAUUGUCAUUACUCGAGCUGCUGCCUCAAUAUGUCGAUCAUCUAGAUAGAUCAGUUGUCGUCGAGAAAAUCUGGCCCAACCUGCUCACCGGGUUUACUGAUACCGUCCCGAUCAUCAGGGAAGCGACGGUGAAAAGUGUCUUGCUACUAGCCCCAAAACUUUCUGAACGGAUAUUGAACAACGAUUUGCUGCGCCAUCUAGCGAAAACACAGAUGGACGUCGAGCCAGGCAUUCGAACCAACACAUGCAUCCUUUUAGGACGUCUAUCGAAAUCGCUCACCCUGUCGACCUGCCGCAAGGUUCUCGUGCCAGCGUUCACUCGGAGUGUCCGUGACCCUUUCACCCCUGCACGAAUAGCAGGACUGAUGGCGCUGAUGGCCACGGUCGAAUACUACGAGCCUGAAGAUCUGGUAGGCAAAGUAAUCCCCGGGAUGUCGAUCUGCUUGAUCGAUAAAGAGAAGACAGUCAGAGAUCAGGCCUUCAAGGCUUUGGACAUGUUUCUCGAGCGCGUCAGAAAGGCCGCCUCCGAAAUGCCUGAAAGCGACAAUACCCCCGCCUCCCUGGGCGAUGCAGUAAACAACGCAAUUUCGUCGUCGCAGCCUGGAAUGGCCAUGAAUGCUACUGGAGCGGCGGGUGCCCUGGCCAGCUGGGCCUUCAGCUCAGUGAGCCGCAAGCUGACAUCGAGCGAGCUUGCCUCCCCGGAUCCGAAGGUACCUGGCGCGUCACCCAGCGGCAAUUCAGGCACCCCGAACUCGUCCUCCUCUCACGCCCAGCUCCCCGUCCCGCCGACAAACAUGGCACGAGCCGACUCUUUCGGCUUGGUCAACGCGUUCACGCUCGGGAACGAGCGGCCCCCCAAGGGAAGUGAGGCGCCGCAAGCCGACUGGGGAGGCGAUCUGAUGAAUGUGGAAGCCGAUGCAGACGAUUGGUCGACCUUCGAGACCGGACCAGCGGUCCAUGAGCCCAGUUUCACGCCGCUGCCAUCGAAGAUCAAGCUUGGCUUACAGGCCGCCAACAAGCCCCCGAAAGCGGCUUCAUCCGGGGGCACGGGAGGCCGAAUGAAACUGGGACAAGCGACACGAGGUGGUCUGACUGGGUCGAAAGGCAAGCCGGCCAAUACUUCGGCCGCUUUAGUGGCUGCACUAGAGGCCGAUAACGAGCUCGAAGAAGGCGCCGGGCGGGGCGGUGGGACCGCGGAGGAUGAUGCUGAGACUAAGGAGGAGGACUCCUGGAACAACGCUCCGUUCGAGCAGGAUCCUCAGCCCCCCGUAUCGGCCAAGAUAACCCCCGACGCCUCUUCCUCCGCUGCAUCCAAAGAAUCUAAAGCUGCUCACAUGGCUAGGAUGAAAGAAGAACGACGGGCCAAGAUGGCCGCCCUCAAAGCGAAAAAAGCUUCCUCAUCAACACCCACAGGCUCUUAA